UUUGAGUGUCCCGUCUGUAGCACACAAGGUCGUUGUAGCAAGCCGCAGCUAGCCGCAAAGAUGAUGUCCCUCGCUGCCCGGUCGGGGGCUUUUUCCCCUUACAUGCAGGCUACUGCUUUUACAGUCGCCGGACCCCUGAAAGCUCUGGUACCCGGAGUCGUUGUGAAGACAGAGAAGAUCUUGUUGAAUCCGAAGAAACAGUUCCUGUGCCGCGAGUCGUUGAACGGUCAAAGCCCCAAAACGGGGCCUUCGGUGACGGUUAGCAUCAAUGGCUGUGCAGGAGUCAGAUUUGCUCACACAGAUGUCAGGAUACCGGAUUUCUCUGACUACAGGCGUCCAGAGGUGCUGGACCCCAAGAAGUCAUCACAGGACAGCAGUGAAUCCAGAAGAACCUUCUCCUACCUGGUCACUGGGGCCACAACCAUGGUGGGCGUCUACGCCGCCAAGACGGUGGUGACUCAGUUUGUUUCUUCCAUGAGUGCCUCGGCCGAUGUCCUGGCCCUGUCUAAGAUUGAAGUCAAGCUGAGUGACAUUCCAGAAGGCAAGAACAUGACCUUCAAGUGGAGAGGCAAGCCGCUGUUCGUCCGUCACCGCACAGAGAAGGAGAUUGCCACAGAAGCUGCCGUGAACAUCGCCGAGCUGCGAGACCCAGAGCAUGACAAGGACCGGGUCAUCAACCCCAGCUGGGUCAUCGUCCUCGGAGUGUGCACGCAUUUGGGCUGCGUGCCCAUCGCCAACGCCGGAGACUUCGGAGGUUACUACUGCCCUUGUCACGGUUCGCACUAUGACGCCUCGGGUCGCAUCAGAAAGGGCCCUGCCCCCCUCAACCUGGAGGUCCCCUACUACGAGUUUCCAGAUGAGGAUACAGUAGUGGUUGGAUAAAUAACAUUUGUCAGACUGAGAUGGCAGCAGCACAGCAGAUAUCUGUGUGAUAAAGGGAAAGGUAAUGCUGUGUUCAUAUGUCUCUGCUGCCAGCUGCAGAAAACUAGCAGCUUCUUACAGGUAAUUACACUGAUGAGCCGAAACAUUAUGACUAGCACAACAUGGUCACAUAUUACUCCCAUAACCAGCACUUUGUGGUCUGUCACAACUGGGACCACUGUUAAUAGAUCCAUCAACACUGCUGACCAGGAGCCUCCCUCCAUCCUUGUUGUCUCUGAGAUGCUCUGAUCUUUGGACAUGAUGUCAAAGUAGUUGGCGUCUUUACAUCAGCUCUUUCCUCCUGCAUCCAACACACAGAUGAGGAGAACAAUUUCCCCGACCUUGGCAUGUGGCAUUGUCAUGAUAAUCUUAGCAGUCAUAACGUUCUGGCUUAUUGGUGUAUCACUCAUACAUGUCUCAACUUUCUAAAAACAUGACUGCGAUUCUGCCAGUGUUAUAGUCCUGUUGUAUUUAAUGUCAUGCAACCACUUCACACAAUGAAAGAAGCAGUUUCCUCUGGGUUUUAAGUUCAUGAAUGCCAGUCAUUUAGAACAUGGUGUCUGAGUUGAUCACAUUAAGUUAAUUCAGCAAUCCUCUGUUCUCCUGAAUAUGAUGUAAGCAGGAAAAAAACCCUGCGUAUCAAAGUUAUAGUUCAUCUAAUCAGCCAGGAACAAAUGUUGUAUUCAGGUGUGGUUAAUAAAGAGUUCUAUUUUAUUUGACAGUC
Messenger RNA from Lates calcarifer (barramundi perch), 1645 nucleotides. RefSeq names its product cytochrome b-c1 complex subunit Rieske, mitochondrial (gene uqcrfs1). The transcript has 2 exons. Lineage: Eukaryota; Metazoa; Chordata; Actinopteri; Centropomidae. Gene Ontology annotation, biological process: mitochondrial electron transport, ubiquinol to cytochrome c. Gene Ontology annotation, cellular component: membrane. Gene Ontology annotation, molecular function: quinol-cytochrome-c reductase activity; 2 iron, 2 sulfur cluster binding. The coding region runs from base 61 to 882 and encodes 273 amino acids. The record is from RefSeq and is a predicted model, not a curated record.